This is a messenger RNA of Sebastes umbrosus (honeycomb rockfish), 522 nucleotides long. Its product is annotated as small integral membrane protein 28-like. NCBI's taxonomy places the organism in Eukaryota, Metazoa, Chordata, Actinopteri, Perciformes, Sebastidae. The record is from RefSeq and is a predicted model, not a curated record. The transcript is spliced from 2 exons. The coding region runs from base 1 to 522 and encodes 173 amino acids.
AUGCGAAUGCUACUGGAGAGCAGCUGGAUGAGGUUUGGACCUGCAGGCAGAGGCUCGUACGACUGGGUGACAGGAUCACCUUCAACACAGGAGAAGCAGGGCUACAACUGGAAUGAGUUGGACCUGGCAGAGGACAGAAAGACGGAGCUGGUGCUCUAUGUUGUCAUACUGGUUGUCUCCAUCCUCCUGCUCGCUCUCCUGGUCGGUUUGGUCUACCGCCGGUGUUCUCGCAGCAAACUGAGUCUGGCCAACAUCAUUGCUCUGGACCUCCAGGACGCAGAGGGCAACGCAGAGUUCCUCUCCUCCCUGACCAGGAACGCAGAACGCCACACCAGCACCAGCUCUGAUGGAUCCGACGGAGUCUUCGUCAUGGUCUACCUGCCUCCGCCCUACGAGGAGACGCUCACCAAGAUCACCCGGGCCGCCAGCCUCUCCAGCUCCAAAGACGUGGAGUCGAUAAAGAUAGAGGACCUGGAGGCCAAGCUGUGUCCCGAGCUCAAGGCCAGCGGCCGAUAUGUGUGA